This is a messenger RNA of Prionailurus viverrinus (fishing cat), 2434 nucleotides long. It is a transcript of the gene MAPKAP1, whose product is annotated as MAPK associated protein 1. Gene Ontology annotation, biological process: TORC2 signaling. The coding region runs from base 318 to 2045 and encodes 575 amino acids. Gene Ontology annotation, molecular function: phosphatidylinositol-4,5-bisphosphate binding. The transcript has 13 exons. Gene Ontology annotation, cellular component: cytoplasm; plasma membrane; TORC2 complex. NCBI's taxonomy places the organism in Eukaryota, Metazoa, Chordata, Mammalia, Carnivora, Felidae. The record is from RefSeq and is a predicted model, not a curated record.
AGUUCCGGGUCGUGGCGCGGCUCGGGGGCAACAGGGCUGCUGCUCGGCCGGCCGGCGGCGGCGAGCGCUGGGGGCAUGAGGGCGAGCUGGGAAAGCGGCAAUUGAGCCGGCCGGGAAGAGCGCCAGUCCCCAAGGAGUCCGAGAGUGAGGAGCCCUGGGCAGGGGCCGGGAGGCGCGGGGAAGCCGGGCUCUUCCCUCAGGACCGUGUCCCGGGGCCCACCCGGCCCGUAGAGUGGCAGCUGCUUCAGGGAGGUGAGCACGUGAAACAAUAUGAAGAGGAGAAAAUAGCCUUUUAAGGAGAUUGGCCCACAGAAAGGAUGGCCUUCUUGGACAAUCCAACUAUCAUUCUAGCUCAUAUUCGACAGUCACAUGUGACCAGUGAUGACACAGGAAUGUGUGAGAUGGUUCUCAUUGAUCAUGAUGUUGACCUAGAGAAGAUUCAUCCUCCUUCAAUGCCUGGAGACAGUGGGUCAGAAAUUCAGGGAAGCAAUGGUGAGACUCAGGGCUAUGUAUAUGCCCAGUCAGUCGAUAUUACCUCAAGUUGGGACUUUGGUAUUAGAAGACGCUCAAAUACAGCUCAAAGAUUAGAACGACUCCGAAAAGAGAGACAAAACCAGAUCAAAUGCAAAAAUAUUCAGUGGAAAGAAAGAAAUUCUAAGCAAUCAGCCCAGGAGUUAAAGUCACUAUUUGAAAAAAAGUCCCUCAAAGAGAAACCUCCAAGUUCUGGAAAGCAGUCAAUAUUAUCUGUACGACUGGAGCAGUGCCCUCUACAGCUGAAUAACCCCUUUAAUGAGUAUUCCAAAUUUGAUGGCAAGGGUCAUGUCGGCACAACAGCAACCAAGAAGAUCGACGUCUACCUCCCCCUGCACUCGAGCCAGGACAGACUUCUGCCAAUGACUGUGGUGACAAUGGCCAGCGCCAGGGUGCAGGACCUGAUCGGGCUCAUCUGCUGGCAGUACACAAGUGAAGGACGGGAGCCGAAGCUCAAUGACAAUGUCAGUGCCUACUGCCUGCAUAUCGCUGAGGAUGAUGGGGAGGUUGACACAGACUUCCCCCCACUGGAUUCCAACGAGCCCAUUCAUAAGUUCGGCUUCAGUACUUUGGCCCUGGUUGAAAAGUAUUCAUCUCCUGGUCUGACAUCCAAAGAGUCGCUCUUUGUUCGGAUAAAUGCUGCUCAUGGAUUCUCCCUUAUUCAGGUGGACAACACAAAGGUCACCAUGAAAGAAAUCUUGCUUAAGGCAGUGAAACGAAGAAAAGGAUCCCAGAAAGUUUCAGCCAGUGCCCAAAACAGCACCGAUCUACACCAGCCCCGCCCAUCCCCAGGAAACCCAACCAACCCCAACCCAGAGAUGGAGCUGUCUUGUGAUUAUCGAAGCAGUGGGGACACAUGGAGUCAGUUGGAGGUGGACCUCCCAGUCUGCUUUGGAGGAGGAGGCCCUCAGUACCGCCUGGAGAAGCAGAGUGAGCCCAAUGUCGCCGUGGACCUGGAAAGCACUUUGGAGAGCCAGAGCGCAUGGGAGUUCUGCCUGGUCCGCGAGAACAGUUCAAGGGCAGACGGGGUUUUUGAGGAGGAUUCACAAAUUGACAUAGCUACAGUACAGGAUAUGCUGAGCAGUCACCAUUACAAGUCAUUCAAAGUCAGCAUGAUCCACAGACUGCGAUUCACAACCGAUGUCCAGUUAGGUAUCUCUGGAGACAAAGUAGAGAUAGACCCUGUUACGAAUCAGAAAGCCAGCACUAAGUUUUGGAUUAAGCAGAAACCCAUCUCAAUCGAUUCUGACCUGCUCUGUGCCUGUGACCUUGCUGAAGAAAAAAGCCCCAGUCAUGCAAUAUUUAAACUCACGUAUCUAAGCAAUCAUGACUAUAAACACCUCUACUUUGAAUCUGACGCUGCUACCGUCAACGAAAUCGUACUCAAGGUGAACUACAUCCUGGAAUCACGAGCAAGCACUGCCCGGGCUGACUAUUUUGCUCAAAAACAAAGAAAACUGAACAGACGUACAAGCUUCAGCUUCCAGAAGGAGAAGAAAUCAGGGCAGCAAUGACACCGGCCUCCAACCCCAAUCUGUCGCCGUAGCUCAGAGCCUGCCUGCCGGGGCCAGGUGGCCCUAAAGCCCACACUGUGUCCCGCAGUCCUCAGGGGCAGGCCAGCCCCUGGCUCACGGCCACAAGGCUGGGGGGCUCUUGGGGAACGGAGCUGGGGACAUCUCCACGGGACCGAAGCCUGAGUGGCAGUGGCUUUGAUGAGCAGUGCCAGGGGCCAGAACACAGGCACCCCGCCCAGCCGUCUUCACUGCCCGACGGCCCUGCUGAGGAUGUACAUAGCCAUGCCCAGACAUUUCCUUGCAACUUGAUCAAAUUUCUUAAACGAAGAACAAAAAUGUACAUUUCUUUUUUUUUUUUUUUUCCUUUUAAUAAACAGGUGUACUCUUUA